AUGCUUAUUUCAACUUUUAUCAUUUCUUCAUUGCUCUCUAUAGCAUUAGCAAACCCUAUCCCUUCAAGAGGUGGAACACAAUUUUAUAAACGUGGUGAUUAUUGGGAUUACCAAAAUGAUAAAAUCCGUGGUGUUAAUUUAGGUGGGUGGUUUGUUUUAGAACCUUUUAUUACUCCUUCUUUAUUUGAAGCUUUUGAAAAUCAAGGUCAAGAUGUUCCUGUUGAUGAAUACCAUUAUACCAAAGCCCUUGGUAAGGAUUUAGCUAAGGAAAGAUUGGAUCAACAUUGGAGUUCAUGGAUUGUUGAAGCUGAUUUCCAAAGCAUUGCAGGUGCUGGUUUAAACUUUGUUCGUAUUCCAAUCGGUUACUGGGCAUUCCAAUUGUUGGAUAAUGAUCCUUAUGUUCAAGGUCAAGAGUCAUAUUUGGAUCAAGCUUUAGAAUGGGCUAAGAAGUAUGAUAUUAAAGUUUGGAUUGAUUUACAUGGUGCUCCAGGUUCUCAAAAUGGGUUUGAUAAUUCAGGUUUAAGAGAUUCUUAUGAAUUCCAAAAUGGUGAUAAUACUCAAGUUGCAUUGGAUGUUUUACAAUACAUUUCAAAUAAAUAUGGUGGUUCAGAUUAUGGUGAUGUUGUUAUUGGUAUUGAAUUGUUGAAUGAACCUUUAGGUUCUGUCUUGGAUAUGGGUAAAUUGAAUGACUUUUGGCAACAAGGUUAUCAUAACUUGAGAAAUACUGGAUCAUCUCAAAACGUUAUUAUCCAUGAUGCUUUCCAAACUUGGGACUAUUUCAAUGAUAAAUUCCAUACUCCAGAUUAUUGGAAUGUUGUUAUUGAUCAUCAUCAUUACCAAGUUUUCUCUCCAGGUGAAUUAUCAAGAAGUGUUGAUGAACAUGUUAAAGUUGCCUGUGACUGGGGUACAAACUCUACUAAAGAAAACCAUUGGAAUUUAUGUGGUGAAUGGUCAGCUGCAAUGACUGAUUGUACAAAAUGGUUAAAUGGUGUUGGUCGUGGUUCUCGUUAUGAUCAAACUUUUGAUUAUGAUCCUUCACAAAAUCAAAACUAUAUCGGUUCAUGUCAAGGUUCUCAAGAUAUUUCCACUUGGGAUGAUGAUAAAAAAUCAAAUUAUAGAAGAUAUAUCGAGGCUCAAUUGGAUGCUUUUGAAAAAAGAUCUGGUUGGAUCUUUUGGACUUGGAAAACUGAAACUACUCUUGAAUGGGAUUUCCAAAAAUUAUCAUACUAUGGUAUUUUCCCAUCCCCAUUAAAUUCAAGACAAUAUCCUGGUCAAUGUGAUUAA
Messenger RNA from Hansenula anomala, 1284 nucleotides. It is a transcript of the gene EXG1, whose product is annotated as glucan 1,3-beta-glucosidase. The transcript has a single exon. The record is from RefSeq and is a predicted model, not a curated record. The coding region runs from base 1 to 1284 and encodes 427 amino acids. Gene Ontology annotation, cellular component: cell surface; extracellular region. Gene Ontology annotation, biological process: glucan catabolic process. Gene Ontology annotation, molecular function: glucan exo-1,3-beta-glucosidase activity. NCBI's taxonomy places the organism in Eukaryota, Fungi, Ascomycota, Saccharomycetes, Phaffomycetales, Wickerhamomycetaceae.